Molecule: messenger RNA, 1049 nt
Organism: Zea mays
Lineage: Eukaryota; Viridiplantae; Streptophyta; Magnoliopsida; Poales; Poaceae
Product: Caffeoyl-CoA O-methyltransferase1
Exons: 5
Coding region: 80-856 (258 amino acids)
Molecular function (GO): S-adenosylmethionine-dependent methyltransferase activity; O-methyltransferase activity
Source: RefSeq, marked validated
CGACGCGCUAGCUAGUUCUAUUGCCGCACCCCAGAUCUCCAGGAGGGACUCGUUCGUUCAGCUAACUACACUGCACGCAAUGGCCACCACGGCGACCGAGGCGGCGCCGGCGCAGGAGCAGCAGGCCAACGGCAACGGCGAGCAGAAGACGCGGCACUCCGAGGUCGGCCACAAGAGCCUGCUCAAGAGCGACGACCUCUACCAGUACAUCCUGGACACGAGCGUGUACCCGCGGGAGCCGGAGAGCAUGAAGGAGCUCCGCGAGAUCACCGCCAAGCACCCAUGGAACCUGAUGACGACCUCCGCCGACGAGGGGCAGUUCCUGAACAUGCUCAUCAAGCUCAUCGGCGCCAAGAAGACCAUGGAGAUCGGCGUCUACACCGGCUACUCCCUCCUCGCCACGGCGCUCGCCCUCCCGGAGGACGGCACGAUCUUGGCCAUGGACAUCAACCGCGAGAACUACGAGCUGGGCCUGCCCUGCAUCGAGAAGGCCGGCGUCGCCCACAAGAUCGACUUCCGCGAGGGUCCCGCGCUCCCCGUCCUCGACGACCUCAUCGCGGAGGAGAAGAACCACGGGUCGUUCGACUUCGUCUUCGUGGACGCCGACAAGGACAACUACCUCAACUACCACGAGCGGCUGCUGAAGCUGGUGAAGCUGGGCGGCCUCAUCGGCUACGACAACACGCUGUGGAACGGCUCCGUCGUGCUCCCCGACGACGCGCCCAUGCGCAAGUACAUCCGCUUCUACCGCGACUUCGUGCUCGUCCUCAACAAGGCGCUCGCCGCCGACGACCGCGUCGAGAUCUGCCAGCUCCCCGUCGGCGACGGCGUCACCCUCUGCCGCCGCGUCAAGUGAAAACAUGGCCUGGCCUGGCCUGCCCCACCACCGCCACCGACGGCGCCGCCGGCCGCAUCCUCAUUCCAAUCAUAAUAGACGACCCGCAGCAUUAAUUAUCCACCGGCUUUUUUUUUGGCUCUUUCUUGCCCCUGUAAUCUUUCUCCUCCUCUUCCUUCUUGGGAAUUGUCGCCGCCGUUUCGAUACGUAAAUC